Anopheles stephensi (Asian malaria mosquito) is the source of this 1727-nucleotide messenger RNA. RefSeq names its product probable cytochrome P450 313b1. Bases 80 to 1609 code for a protein of 509 amino acids. The record is from RefSeq and is a predicted model, not a curated record. The transcript is spliced from 4 exons. Gene Ontology annotation, molecular function: heme binding; oxidoreductase activity, acting on paired donors, with incorporation or reduction of molecular oxygen; iron ion binding. Lineage: Eukaryota; Metazoa; Arthropoda; Insecta; Diptera; Culicidae.
GUUUAGUGUGACUUUGAUUGUGCUGUUGGCCUGAUAGUCCCGUUCGGUCCCAAGAUCCGAUUCCUCUUUUCAUUCGAGGAUGUUUGUGUCGUUAGCGUUUGUGAUAGUGGCGUUCGCUUUAUCGGUGCUGUGUUGGAUAGUGGGGCGAUUGCGAAGGUGGAAACAUUACAAACUAUCCACUGAUUUGGAUGGUCCUCGUGAUUAUCCUUUAAUCGGUAGUGCGCAUCUUUUCCUGGGCAAGAGUACGGAGGAACAGUUUCGGUGUAUACUCGACAUUAGCAAAAGCUAUCAAUCGCCCUGCCGUAUUUGGCUUGGUCCGAAGUUGUUUGUGUUUAUUGAUAAUGCAGACGAUCUGCAGACGGUGCUGAACUCGUCGAGCUGUCUCGAGAAGGCAGACGUGUACAGAUUUUUCCAGUGUGAAACGGGACUGUUUUCUGCGCCGGCCAGCAUUUGGCGAGUGCACCGUAAGCAUCUUAGUCCCUGCUUUAAUGCAAAAAUAUUGGCAAGUUUUGUGUCGAUUUUCAACGCAAAAAGUGUCGUGUUGGUAGAUCAACUGGCGGCGCAUGUCGAUGACAAGAAGCUUUUCAAUGUGUAUGAGUACAUAGCGAAGUGUACGCUGGAUAUGGUUUGUGCUACAACACUGGGCACUAACAUGAACCUUCAGAAUGAGCAAGGUGAUGAAUAUAUCAACGCAAUUGAAAGAGCAUCGGAACUGUUAAACCAUCGACUGUACAAGGUAUGGCUGCAUCCAGAGUGGAUCUAUCGCUUAACGUCCUACUACAAAGUUCAGCAGCAAUGUUACGCAACCGCCUAUAAAAUGUCGCGCCGUGUGCUUGCCUUGAAAAGUGACGAACUUGCAGCAAUAAGGAAUCGUGCGACGCUACAGUCCUCCAAGCCAGACGAAAAGCUACCGACAGAUGAAUAUCGCAAACCUCAAAUCUACAUCGACCAACUGUUUAGACUCGCCAAGGAAACGGACGUGUUUGAUGAGCAAGCUAUCAGAGAUGAAAUCGAUACGAUCAUACUGGGUGGAAACGAAACGUCCGCAUUAACGCUGUCCCACGUCGUUCUGAUGCUGGCCAUUCAUCAAGACGUGCAGCAGCGUGUGUACGAGGAGAUGGUGGCAAUGCUGGACGGUUCGAUCGGUGAGAUCGAAAACGAACAUCUUUCCCGUCUAACGUACAUGGAGAUGGUGCUGAAGGAAACGAUGCGCCUCUUUCCCGUUGGCCCUAUCAUUGCCCGCCAGUGCACGGAAGAUACGAAGAUUUCUAAGACAACCGUCCCGAGUGGCGUGACAGUAGUGCUAGGGAUCUUUAACGUCCAGCGAAGCGAAAUGCACUGGGGGCCGGCGGCAAACUCGUUCGAUCCGGACAACUUCCUGCCCGAACGCCACGCUCACCGACAUCCGUACUGUUUUCUUCCGUUCAGUGCAGGGCCGCGCAACUGCAUCGGCUACAAGUAUGGGCUAAUGUCGAUGAAGGUAAUGCUGUGCCAUUUACUUGCGGCGUACAGGUUUUCCACGGACCUCACGAUGGACCAGUUAACGUUAAAGCUCGACAUUACGCUCAAGAUUGCUAACAAGCACAUGGUUCGUAUCGUUCGGAGGUAGACUCUAGGUACUCUUGGACUAUUGCAAUCGUUCACGUUGGUGAGAUAGAGAGAGAGAGUAAUACAACAUUAUCUUAAGGUUUGAUAAAAUAAAUUUUUAAGCAAAAAUGUAAAAUAAA